UUAUUCGCCAUCAGCCGCUCCUCCUCCGCGGUGCUCCCCACUGCAUCAUCUUCCAGUGCAGCCGCAGCAGUCUUCAGUCUCGUCUCCAGCCAAGCUUCUUGGAAUAAAACAAAUCUUCUCUUCUGUGUGUCUCGCAUCUGCAAGAAUUGCAGAUUUAACAAUCAUCUUAUUUAUUCGUAACGUAAAUAAACGUUAGGAAUAUGCCAAACGCUUGCGAUCGCGACUGCUGAAAGGGCAGGAAAAAUACAAAUAAAAGAACGUGAAACGCAACCAAAUAACCACAAAGAGCCGUAACAACUACAAUACCAUACAUUAUAAUAGACACAAUACCCCAAAAACAAGAAGCAAACUAACAACGAGAUGAAGUACGCAAACGCAACUGGAACUGACAACGCGAUGACCUCCGGCAUCAGCGGCCAAUCCAAUACCUGUAACAGUGCAUCCCACGAGAUGCAGCCCACCACAUCCACGCCUACUGCAGUCCACAAGGAGACCUCAUCCACAGCCACGACGACGGCGGUACACGCCAAUGGCAAUUCCAAUCCUAACGCCAAUCCCAACCAGAGCCAGCCGUCCAACGCGCUGUUCUGCGAGCAGGUGACCACAGUGACAAAUCUCUUCGAGAAUUGGAACGACUGCGAGCGGACCGUCGUGAUGUACGCGCUGCUCAAGCGGCUGCGCUACCCGAGCCUCAAGUUUCUCCAGUAUUCGAUCGACAGCAACCUGACCCAAAACCUGGGCACCUCGCAGACGAAUCUGAGCAGCGUGGUGAUCGACAUCAAUGCCAACAAUCCGGUGUACCUACAGAAUCUGCUGAACGCCUACAAGACGUUCCAGCCUUGCGACCUGCUCGACGCCAUGUCCUCCUCCUCAUCUGAUAAGGAUUCGAUGCCGUGCUACGGCAGCGAUUUCCAGAUCACCACCUCGGCGCAGUGUGACGAGCGGAAGCUGUACGCCCGCAAGGAAGAUAUUCUGCACGAGGUGCUAAACAUGCUGCCACUGCUUAAGCCGGGCAACGAGGAGGCCAAACUUAUCUACCUGACCCUCAUCCCAGUGGCCGUCAAGGACACCAUGCAGCAGAUUGUGCCCACGGAGCUGGUGCAGCAGAUCUUUUCGUACCUACUCAUUCAUCCGGCGAUCACCAGCGAGGACCGGCGAUCUCUGAACGUUUGGCUGCGUCACCUGGAGGAUCAUAUCCAGGCGGCGGCGGCGGGCCUGACUAAUCGCAGUUACUUCCUGCAGCCCUCGCCGCAACUGGUCGCUGGCGGCAGCUCCACAGGCAGUGGUAGCUGUUCCUCUUCGGCGACCAGCUCCUCGACAGCUUCCUGUUCGUCGGUGGCCUCAUCCUCGCUGUGCCCGGCCAGCGGCAACCGAUCCUCGCGCACCAACGACUGGCAGACGAUCGCCCCGCCCAGCAAACAGCUGCAGAACAAGUUAGCCGGUGAUUGGCGUGGCAGCGGAGGCGGCAGCUCCAGCGGGUCGAUCAAUCCACUCUGUGAUAAUCUCAAUGGUAUUACCCUGAACGAAUUAGCUUCUAGUCAGAAUAGCCUCGGCCUGUCGCUGGAGGGCAGCUCUUCGCUGGUCAACGGUGUGGUCGCCGGAGCGGGCUCUAUGCUGGGAAUCGGUGGUGGCGACGACCAUGACACGUCAUUCAGCAAGAAUGGCACUGAGAUACUCGACUUCGACCCGGUAACGGCGGAUAUGGGUGAGGCCUGCAGCCUGGCCAGCAGUAGUCUUUGUGGACGAACUGGUGGAAACUCGGUAGACGAACGGUUACAGCCUCCGCCGCAUCUCCAGCAGCAGUUGCUCCAACCUCCGCCCUAUGCAUCGAUCCUUAUGGGAAAUGUGGGGGAUCAGUUUGGCGAGAUCAACCGCUGGAGCCUGGAUAGUAAGAUUGCGGCCCUAAAGACGCGUCGCUCCAACAGCCUCACCACGCAAACGAUCUCGAGCUGCUCCAGUUCUUCUAACUCCUCGGUGAUCACGGUCAAUGACAACUGCUCCAAUUCCACGGAGAACCUGGCCCAAUUCGCCAACAAGCCGCGCAGCUUCUCCUUAUCCAUUGAGCAUCAACGCGGAGCUCUGAUCAAUAGUGGGUCCGAUACGCGUCUGGACGAGUUCAAGCCCAACUAUAUUAAGUUCCACACCCGCAACGUGGGCAUGUCGGGAAUUGGCCUUUGGCUGAAGUCCCUGCGUUUGCACAAGUACAUCGAGUUGUUUAAGAACAUGACGUACGAGGAGAUGCUGUUGAUCACUGAGGACUUCCUGCAGAGCGUUGGCGUCACCAAAGGCGCGUCUCACAAGCUGGCUCUCUGUAUCGAUAAGCUGAAGGAGCGAGCCCACAUACUCAACCGGGUGGAGCAAGAGUUAUUAUCUGGUCAAAUGAAGCUUAGCACUGCCGUAGAGGAAUUGACCAAUAUUGUGUUGACACCGAUGAAGCCGCUGGAGUCCCUUGGGCCGCCGGAGGAGAAUAUUGGACUGCGCUUUCUUAAGGUCAUCGACAUUGUGAGCAACACAUUGCAGCAGGAUCCGUACGCUGCACAGGACGACGAGACUCUGGGAGUAUUUAUGUGGAUCCUAGACCGCUCUAUUCAUAACGAGGCAUUCAUGAACCAUGCCAACCAACUCAAGGACCUGAAGUUUAAGCUGUCCAAGAUGAAGAUCUCCAUGGUACCGAAGAUGCAUCACGUUAAGCCAGCCGGAGUGGGGCCAAACAAUGGCAACAUCAACAAGCCAAGAUGGAAUGGCAAGACUCGCAAAUGCGAUACGAAGAAUGGCAGCAACGAUAGGAUUAACAACCGCAAGAACUCCAACGACAUGCUGAACUUUUCGCUAAAUUGUCUGCAGCAUCCGCUGCCCCAUCACUCGCAGCAGCAGCCACCUCCGCCCCUGCCGCAGUUUGACUACAACGGCUACGGCGGAGGUCCAUCUCAUCAGCCGCAGUACAAAAGCUCCUCGUACCCCAGCUUCAUGGGCAAUCCCCAACAGCAGCCGCCACCGCCGCCGCCCGGCAAGUCGCAUCAUCAUGCCCAGCAGAUGCAACAAAUGCUCCAGCAGCACAACCACUUCCCGGCGUUGCCGCAGCAGACACCGCCACAGUCGCAUCGGCGAUCGCUGAACAAUCUCAUCCUGGUGGCCGGCGGUCCACAGCAGCCGCAGCAACUGAUCUUCAAGCCCGGCCAGGGUGUACUUACCAACAAUGGUUCCAACGACAACCUGGUGGUUGAGCGCAAUCAACAGCAGCAGCAGCAGAGGAAGCUCAGCGGAGGAGUGUCAAGUGGGGAGCUACAACCAAAGAAGACCAUGGCCGCUGUAGUGAUGGUUAGUAAUCCGAAUCCCAGUCAGGAGCAGCACGAUCAGCCGCAGAUCCUGAUCAAUAACAACAACAAUAACAACAGCAUGCUGAACAACAAUUUGAUUAAUCAACAACAGCUGCAACUGUUGGCAGCAGCUGCCGCCGCCGUGGGCAGUGGCAGCUGUCUGUGCUCCAAUGGUGGUGGCGUAACCGGUGGUGCCUGUGUCCACAAUCUCUGUCACCAAAGCAGUAAGAACAACAACCAUGCCGUGGAUCAUUGCCUGUCCCAGCCGCCGCUGGUCAAUCUGGGCUUGUCGCCCCAUGUCACCGAGUACAAGAUGAAUGACUUUAAGAGCCUGGAACAGCUAGAGACGUUGUGCCGCCAAAUGACUGAACAGGCAAUGAACUGAGCAAUGUUCUGAGCUGUCUGAGGGAUUGGAUUGUCAAGACGUUAGAUUUGUGGCUGCCAGCAGUUUUUGUGUUCACUUAGCUUUGAACCGCGUUUGAAGUUUGAUUUCAUAAACGAACGUAAAUGUUUUUAUAUUUAGCUUUGUAAGAUUUGUCGUAUCUAUGUUUGUGUCGCGUCUAGUUGUCCACCCUGCGUCCCCUUCACAACCAUUUUGUAAUCGUUUUUAGUUAGUAAGCCGGUAGUUUGUUUUAAUGUUAAGUUUAUUAAUUGUGUGCCAAUACGUCCCCAACGAUAUGAUCAGCUGGCUGGGCUCGCAGGUCCAACGGCUGGCCGUUGGACUUGCCUAGCCCAUGCAGCAAUCCCCGAAGGAAUAACCCAAGUCAGCUGUCAGCGGGGGCGUGGCAUCUCGCUAUCAAUGUUAUUAAUGUCUAGGUUUCGUAAAUGUUGUCGCCAUUUAUGUAGUUAAACUAACAUGCCAAGCCAGUCCCAAAACAAAAACAAAUCGCAAACACACAGUACAGUAACCUCUCUCUAUGUAGGAAAAUUUGGCCAAAUUUGAUCAACACUUUACGCUAUUCUAAUCCUAAUCACACCAUCGACUAUAUCACCAUCAUCAACAACAACGUCGCCAAAUGAUGGAAGUACCCCGCUAAACGACGACGAAAAAGGUUUAUCUAGUAAAAAUUAUAAAAUGAACUCUGCAUCGUGACCAUGAGACUGACUAAGAUUACUUUUCGCAACUAUAAAAACUAGAAAGAAGAAAGCUGGAUGGAUAGGGAAUUGAAAAGUGAGAAUUGAGAAUUGAGAAACAAGAAACGAGAGCUGAGAGCUGAGAAUUGUUUGCACGAAUCAAAACUAGGCUUGCUGAAUGAAGUAGUAGUCACAUAAUGGAUAUGUUUAUAUAUACACGUACACAUAAUUUAUUUUAAAUUAAAAGGAACAUAUUUGCUGAACCGUAACUGCACCAGAGGAGAUCGCAACACAGCGGAAACAACCACUAGACUAAACUUUCACCGGGAAGAGUUUCAAUGUUUCACUGUUUGUGUUUGAGAAUCGGAACCACAUAUUGUAUUUUGUAUAAGUAAGCGUAUGCGUAAGCCAAAACCUUGUAUUGCAUAACGAAUACAUAAUCAUCAUUGUCAUUGACUAGCCUAACGCUACUAUUACUAUUAUGUUUGCUUUAGUCAAUUGUUUAUCAUGUAAAUGGCAAGCCAAUCACUCGAUAUGUUAUGUUUUAGUUGUUUUUAAAAAAUUAUAUAUAUAUUUAUAUAUACGAAUGUAUGUCGGUCGCAUUAUAAGCUUAGGUUCAAAAACAAACGAUGACGACGGGAGCGGAGCUGAAAAGAAAAGGCAGCCAAAAAAUAGCUACCAUAAGAGCGUAAAAACUUGUAGUAUAAUUAUAAUUGUAUAAAACCGAACAAACGCAUGAGUAAAUAUUGCUUAGAAAUGUUUUUGUUUUUCAAUUUGUUGUCGAUAUUUCCAAAAUACUUUUGUUAACAACAACCGCAGCACUGUAAAUUGCUGAUGCUUUUAUUUAUUAAUAAAAAACCUAUUGUACGGCCAAUUGGGAUACAGAAAUAAUCGAAACCUAAUUGUCAAACUUUAGCGAGUUCAAAACGAUCCACAAA
Drosophila subpulchrella is the source of this 5329-nucleotide messenger RNA. RefSeq names its product protein Smaug (gene smg). Gene Ontology annotation, biological process: regulation of DNA-templated transcription; regulation of mRNA stability; nuclear-transcribed mRNA poly(A) tail shortening. The record is from RefSeq and is a predicted model, not a curated record. Gene Ontology annotation, molecular function: translation repressor activity; protein binding; mRNA binding. The coding region runs from base 361 to 3702 and encodes 1113 amino acids. The transcript has 3 exons. Gene Ontology annotation, cellular component: P-body. Lineage: Eukaryota; Metazoa; Arthropoda; Insecta; Diptera; Drosophilidae.